GAGGGGAGGGGGCAGUACAGGGGAUCAUGUCACCGGUUCUCCCUCCUGAUGGCUCUGGUGUAUAGGUGGCUCUCCAUGAUCUGUUUACUGGGGUUUUCUUGACCAGGAGUCCGUGAGGUUUUUAAGUUAAACAAUGUUGAGAGACACCAUGAAGUCCUGGAAUGAAAGCGCGGAUAUAUACAGUAGUGACCAAGAAGAGGAGGAGGAGGAGGAAGAGAUGAUCUUUGGUGAAAAUGACGAUGACCUUGAAGAAUUGAUGGAUUUUAGUGACCUUCCAACAUCUCUGUUUGCGUGUAAUGUACAUGAAUCCGUCUUUGAGUUAGAGGAUCAGAAGGAAAGAUUCAAAGCUCUUUUUACAAUAUAUGAUGACCAGGUUUCUUUCCAGUUGUUUAAAAGCUUCAGGAGAGUGAGAAUUAAUUUUAGUAACCCAGAAGCAGCAGCUCGAGCAAGAAUUGAACUGCAUGAGUCUGACUUUAAUGGAAAGAAGCUGAAAUUGUAUUUUGCCCAGGCCCAGGUAUCUAAUGAAGAAGGAGAGAAAUCCUUCCUGUUACCUCCUCAGCCAACGAAACAGUUCCUGAUUUCACCACCAGCAUCUCCUCCUGUAGGAUGGAAACAAAGCGGGGACCCAACACCAACGCUCAACUAUGAUUUGCUAUGUGCGGUUUCAAAGCUUGGGCCUGGGGAGAAGUAUGAACUGCAUGCAGGCACAGAGUCGACUCCUAGUGUGGUGGUUCAUGUGUGUGAGAGUGAAAAUGAGGAAGAGGAGGAUGAAAUGAAGGCGCUGAAGCAAAAAAUAGUUCAGACUAAGCGUCCGUCUUUAAACUAGUUUGACGCCUUUUAUCAGUUUAAAAAUAUUUUAAAAAUAUAUAGAAUUGGAAGACAUAUCUUAAAAAGGGAAAUGUAGACCUUAAUAUUCACUUUAUGUACAUAGCUAAAGACAAUCUAGGUUAUGUUAUCAAACGUGGUAUAAAUGCCGUAUUUAUUUCAUGUACUUUUUAUUUACUAUAAUGUAUCUGUUACAUUUCUCACAUUUAUCAGUGUUUUAGCCAAACUUUGACGGCAGUCAAAUGUAUUUUUGUGUCCCAUGCCACUGUUUUAAAGGGGCUAUCCCUCUUAGCAAGGAAGUUAACCACUUAAAGAAGAGUUGUUCCCAAACGCUUCGGUGAAAUAGACGACUUGUCUAAACUACAGGGUAUUAGCUUUUUUUGUAUGGGGCAUUGUCCUUAGUCAGCCAAGUUCCUCACAGCCUCUGAUGGUCCGGUAUGGUGGCCUGUGCAGCUCUUUGUCAUAUGAUGAACUGCAAGUAGCAGCACCGAGGAGUAUUGUCGUCCUUCCAGUAUUAUUGUUCCGUUAACAUCAGUGGAAAGAACACGGGAAAGGACCCUCAAUUAUAGGGUGUCUACCAUGGUAAGAACAUU
This is a messenger RNA of Bufo bufo (common toad), 1418 nucleotides long. It is a transcript of the gene RCAN3, whose product is annotated as RCAN family member 3. The record is from RefSeq and is a predicted model, not a curated record. The transcript has 5 exons. The coding region runs from base 134 to 826 and encodes 230 amino acids. Gene Ontology annotation, molecular function: nucleic acid binding; calcium-dependent protein serine/threonine phosphatase regulator activity. Gene Ontology annotation, cellular component: nucleus; cytoplasm. Lineage: Eukaryota; Metazoa; Chordata; Amphibia; Anura; Bufonidae. Gene Ontology annotation, biological process: calcium-mediated signaling.